Molecule: messenger RNA, 737 nt
Organism: Microstroma glucosiphilum
Lineage: Eukaryota; Fungi; Basidiomycota; Exobasidiomycetes; Microstromatales; Microstromataceae
Product: RBP11-like subunits of RNA polymerase
Exons: 5
Coding region: 51-539 (162 amino acids)
Biological process (GO): DNA-templated transcription
Cellular component (GO): RNA polymerase I complex; RNA polymerase III complex
Molecular function (GO): DNA-directed RNA polymerase activity; DNA binding; protein dimerization activity
Source: RefSeq, a predicted model, not a curated record
CUGCUAUUCAUCUGCAAUCGAGCCAUACGACCUCUGACCUCAUUGCAAAGAUGGCAGAGGUGCCAGACGCCGGCACGGCGCCCAUGGACGUAGAUCCUGCUGCAUCGAUCGGGGAGAAGAUCACCAUCCUACCUGGAUACGCUCCUGAUCUCUCGGCCGCAACAUUCUGCUUGAAGGAGGAAGAUCAUACACUGGGGAACUCGCUGCGGUGGAUGUUGAUGAAAGACCCCGAGGUCGAAUUUUGUGGUUACAGCAUCCCCCAUCCAUCUGAGGCCAAGACACAUCUCCGUAUCCAAAUGUAUGACUCCGUAUCGGUGCUACCCGCGCUUCGCCGCGCCCUCAACUGUCUCUCGGAGGUCUUCACAACCAUCGGAGAGCAGUACCAGACGGCACUUGAUGCAGGUGGAUAUGAAAGGUACGAGGAGAAAGUAAUCGACAAGGCGUGGCUGGAGAAGUUCAAGCAAGAGGGCAUCAAGAAGAAGGCCGAGGAGGAGCGGGUGAAACAGGAGGAGAUUGCUGCAGAGAUUAAGAGCAAGUAGAUAUCAAGGCCGAUGCAUUGCGAGGACUGGCUUCAUAUCAUGUCACAUUGUAGAGCAUUCCCAGCGAGUUCCCGUUUGUACAACAGUAUAUUCAUCGUACACCUCAUCGGCUUCUUCGCCCUGGCCCUGGUCGUAUCUCUCUAGUGGAGGCGGUAGUGGCGCGGAAAGCGUUCCCUGCUUCCGCUGAUGGAUGACCAC